This is a messenger RNA of Metopolophium dirhodum (rose-grain aphid), 756 nucleotides long. Its product is annotated as tigger transposable element-derived protein 4-like. The record is from RefSeq and is a predicted model, not a curated record. Gene Ontology annotation, cellular component: nucleus. The transcript has a single exon. NCBI's taxonomy places the organism in Eukaryota, Metazoa, Arthropoda, Insecta, Hemiptera, Aphididae. Bases 1 to 756 code for a protein of 251 amino acids. Gene Ontology annotation, molecular function: DNA binding.
AUGACUGGAAGUUUAUUCAUUGAAUGGGUUCAACAGCUCAACUGCAAGUUCGUUAAACAGAAAAGAAACGUCCUUUUAUUUGUCGAUAAUUGCCCUGCUCAUCCGAAAGAAAUAACCCUUACAAAUAUCAAACUUGUGUUUUUCCCGCCAAAUGCUACGAGCAAGCUUCAGCCCCUUGAUCAAGGUGUGAUCAAAGUUUUAAAACAGAAAUACCGUAAGAAAUUAGUUCAACGGUAUUUACUAGAAAUGGAAUCGGUGACCGAUGCAGAAAUCCCCAAAAUCAAUGUUUUAGAUGCUAUUCAUUAUGUUUCAAUUGCGUGGGAUGAGAUAAAACCAGAAGUUAUUAAAAACUGUUUCAACAAAGCCUAUUUUGAUAACGUCUCACAAGAAGACCCUCACGUUUUGGACUCAGACGAAUUUCGGGACUUUGAGGAGGUUUAUCCAGGCUACACAUCCAUUGACGACCAAUUAAUAACGAACGAGGCACUAGAACUUGAAGAAAUUAUCAAUCAGGCUACAGUAAACGAUGAACCAGAUGAGCCAAGUGAUGAUGAGGAAGAAUACAUUCCACCACUUCCGUCAAUCGCUAGUACUGUACAAUCAAUAUCUACAUUGAGACAGGCACUUACUGCAACUGAUGGCUCCGAAAACAUGCUUCUAUAUCUAGGUAGGGUGGAAAAUUUCUUAUUGAAUAAAUAUAAAAAUAAUGUAUUGAAACAACCAACCAUUACCACUUUUUUUAAUCCAAGAAAAUAA